AUGGAGGCUCCACGCAAGCUCGUCUCCGCCGCGCUCGUGCUGGUGCUGCUGCUCGCGGCCACGGGGGAGAUGGGAGGCCCGGUGGCGGUGGCGGAGGCUCGGAAGUGCGAGUCGCUGAGCCACAGGUUCGCGGGCCUCUGCCUGCGCGGCCACAACUGCGCCAACGUCUGCAGGACCGAGGGCUUCCCCGGCGGCAAGUGCCGCGGCGCCCGCCGCCGCUGCUUCUGCACCACCCACUGCCGCUAG
Molecule: messenger RNA, 246 nt
Organism: Triticum turgidum subsp. durum (durum wheat)
Lineage: Eukaryota; Viridiplantae; Streptophyta; Magnoliopsida; Poales; Poaceae
Source: the annotation of a GenBank genome assembly